AUGGGCACCAAGACAUUUGCUGUGCUAAUCCUAGCAAGGCUUGCUUCAAACUUCUUGGCUUGGAGGACUUUUGGUAGUUCUGGCCCCUCAGAAAAAGCCCAGGAUACCUCAGUACACGGUAGGGAGGUACCGAGGGCAAGCUUGGAGGCGACAGCACCGGGCUCCCUCUCCGGGACCGGUGAGAAGCAGCGGCCGCUGCGGGACCUGUGGAGCCCCUUAAGCGUCCACCGCCGGACGCGAGGACGGCACCUCCGUGCCCAGACACCACCGAUGCUUCCACCCUCCCGAUCCCGUAUCAGCCUCCUCCCCGAGUACACGAUAGAGAGUUUAGACAAGAGUCUAGAAGAUUUGCUGACCAGAGUGGAUGAAUUCGUGGCAAUGCUGGACAUGAUUCGAAGUGAUUCGUCUCAAGUUGUCAAUGAAAGUUUACCUCAAAUUUACACAAAAGCUACAGAAAUGAGACACAUAUACAGGAAAAUUGACAAACUAGAGACUUUUGUGAAGAUGGUUGGAAAUAGCGUAGCUGGACUGGAAGAACGGGUCAUAAAGGCAGAAACAGACUUUGGAGCUUUUCCGAGCACAUUCAAGAAACUCUUGCACACAAUCAGCAUACCAUCCUUCAUUAAUAAAUCAUCUUCCUCACGACAACAGACCCUCUACGAACCUCCAGUUCUCUUCAAGACUGAAGACUAUUUUCCAUGUCUUAAUGAAGCACCUUAUUGA
Molecule: messenger RNA, 723 nt
Organism: Mesitornis unicolor (brown roatelo)
Lineage: Eukaryota; Metazoa; Chordata; Aves; Mesitornithiformes; Mesitornithidae
Product: biogenesis of lysosome-related organelles complex 1 subunit 4-like
Exons: 6
Coding region: 1-723 (240 amino acids)
Cellular component (GO): BLOC-1 complex
Source: RefSeq, a predicted model, not a curated record